CCUCCUCAUGCUGCUGCUGGUGCAGAGAAAACGAGCUCUGUCACUUUUCUCCACUUGACUCAGUUGAUCACAUGUUGAUGUGUGACAGCAGUGCACUGAUUUGCUGUGUGAUUGAUCACAUGUGUUCUUCCCCUGAUGCUGCUGUGUGUCCUGGAGUCUGCAUCAACACUAAUGACCAGGUUCCUCUCACACACCCGCGACUCAGCCGUCAACUUUCUCUAGUUUCAGGCUGCGAAUCUUCAGGAUGACGAGGAUUUUCUGGGAUACAAUUUUUCUCAUAAGCGGUACUUUUAGUAUGUCUGUGGUACUCAAUGGUUCUCUCUUUACAUUCGGAGCGGGGCCGAGCAACACGACAAUCGAGGCUCGCGUUGCCAUCGACACAAACUCCACCGCUGCUCCAAACAGCUCUACAAGCAGCUCUGCAGCAACCAGCGGCCCCAGCACCACGACGAUCACAACCGCAACUGACAUCGGUACAGUGAACGAUUCUCUCCUGAUGUUUGGAGCAGGGCAGAACAAUCAGUCGACAGAAACGGUCCUUGAUGAUGGAAUUCCCAUUGAAACUAAUUUUUCUUCGGCUCUGAACACAUCAACAACCGGCAACACAAGUACAUCCGCCACAACUCCCGCACCGACUACGACAGCUAGCGUCCCUCCAGUUAAAAAGUUUGUGGUGGCCGCUGUUCGGUCUCAUUUCGACGACUGUCCAGACUCCCACCGCCACUUCUGCUUCCAUGGUACAUGUCGCUUCCUGAUACUGGAGGAGACGCCAGCAUGUGUGUGCCAUCAGGGUUUUGUCGGGAUGAGGUGUGAACACGCCGACCUGCUCGCUGUCGUGGCAACAAACCACAGACAACAGACCGCUGCCACAGUGCUGGUGUUGUGUGUCAUUGGGUGUGUUCUGAUCAUGGUGUUGUGUACACUUUUACAUUGCUGGUGGAGACAGGACUGUCGGAGGCGGAGCCACGCACGUCACUGCGUCUCAGAGAAGCACGCAGCAUCCUGCUAUCCAUCGGAGAGUGUGGUUUGAGAAGACACCUGAGCGGAACACGAGCUGUUUGCAUCAUGGCGUGUUUCGUUUACCUCAUACGUUCGACCUGCAGACCCUCAGGAUUUUAUCCAAAGUGGGAUUCACAUGUUCUGCUCCUGCAGCCCUGGCUCCGAGGAGAACAAGCAUCAUCUUCAGAGCGGCUGAGGUGAGGUAGGACGACUUGAUGUGGGUGGUUAAAUGUUCCGUGACUUUCUUUUUCUCACAGUGACUGGGACUUUUGGACUGCAGCAAACCCAGGAAUGUGUUUUUCUUCAAACUUUUGAUUCUGUUGAAAUACACCGGUCUGUCUGAACCUGUGAGGAUGAAGCUGACGCCACAUUCCUCAUGCAGGAGCUCCGAGUGUGUCUCCAUUGCUAUUUAAGGCCGGCCUAAAGGACAUCAGAAAAGAUCUGCAAGGCAAUGAACCAUCCUGUGUGGAUGUCAAAUAGGAAAGGCUGUGGGACGACAACAAUUCAUUGAGUCAGAAAAUCCCAAUUCCUAAUUUUGUCUUUUUAACUUCUUUGCACAAAAGAACUCUACAUGCACAGUGGACAUUUUUAAGAAAUGGAGGUGGGGGAAACUGAUGCUUUAAAAAAAAAAAAAAACUGUUUUAGUGUCUGUUUUUAAAGAAGGAACUCACGUCACCUGACAGGAGUAGGAAUUGUAACUGGACUGACUGCUAAUGGAUUACAAACCCUGGAUAUACGAAGACCUCCAUCAAUGAGUUUACACAAAGGUUGCAGCUGAAAAUUGCCCCAGUGUGGUUUCAAUAUGCAUUGGAGAGAAAAUCGUUUUAUUCCUGAGCUUUUUUUUAAAUGCAAGCUAUAACUGUACUCACACUUGCACAUCCUGGGUGUUCACAUUGUUCCAAGGAAGUACUUUGGUCAAAUUUGCACUUUUCUGUAAAUUUGAUCAUCGUUUAUUAAAAAAAACCUGCACUGGCUCUAAAGGGUCACUUAUAAAAAGCGUCCACAUAGUGAGAGAUGCCAAAUACACUUGUUUUUUAUUAUUUUGCCUGAGUGAGCACUGAGGGGAGGAGGCUGCACGGCCUGUACACGUCCACUCUAAGCAUGCACUUAAAUCACAGCUUGCGUUUUUUUUAUUUCAGGUGUGUUAUAGCGUUGCAUCUGCUUUGAAUUGAAAUCAUUUUAAAGUGAGAAAAAGCCUUUGAGGGUCAGUUUGAAACCAAACAUUUAACUUUUUCUACAACACUCGAUCAUAAUUAGUAAUGAUAAUAACAAUUGGUGAAGGAAUGAAGACUGACAGGGAUGUACAGUAAAGUGUGUUCAUGCUUUGUGUGAUGAGAUAAAGAAUAACUCCACUAUAAACUGAAUGGGAUGGUAUUUUCAAGCCAAGAGGCUGCGGGGAUGAUGCUUUGCUUUGUUUACAGUAUGUGAUGAUAUUUACAUUCAAUAUGUGUUGAUGUUUGUCAAUACAGCAUUAAUGUGUAAAUAUCAAAACCACAGACAUAUUCUACGUUUGUGUGUGUGUGUAUAUAUAUAUAUAUAUAUGUCUAUAUAAAAUCACAUGGAAGGGGAAUCACCCUUUAUUUUGUCAGAUAUAUGUUGUCACAGUUGGAAAGCCUCUGUUAUUUGUUUUCCAAUGAAGAAUUUAAAAAAUGUGAGUGUCUUUGUAUUUUUUCAUUUAUCAAUUAUUGUCUGAUGUUUAUCAUUUGAUCCGUAGCGUGACCUUCUUUUUACUUCCCCAAGCGCUUUCCGCUCUUUUUUUUUUUUUCUUCUUCUCUUCCUGCAAAUACCCUGAUUAUCCAACACUUUUUUUUUUCUCUUCCACGGAAUAUUUCAAGACAUAGAAAUGUCGACAUGAAAACCUGAGCCCGAGGCACAAUUGAACAAAGAGCCAAACUCCUGAGUGCUUUUAUAGCUGAAGGAAACAUUUCAGCCUUCUUCUGUAUCGCCAUUCGUUUUUGAUUUACCUUUUUUUUUUUUUACUUCACAGAAUUGACAUCCAUUCAUGUUAAGGCAUUAAAAGGGUUGAGCUACA
Molecule: messenger RNA, 3031 nt
Organism: Hippoglossus stenolepis (Pacific halibut)
Lineage: Eukaryota; Metazoa; Chordata; Actinopteri; Pleuronectiformes; Pleuronectidae
Gene: tgfa
Product: transforming growth factor, alpha
Exons: 8
Coding region: 245-1030 (261 amino acids)
Biological process (GO): positive regulation of cell population proliferation; positive regulation of mitotic nuclear division; epidermal growth factor receptor signaling pathway
Source: RefSeq, a predicted model, not a curated record